Molecule: messenger RNA, 1035 nt
Organism: Solea solea (common sole)
Lineage: Eukaryota; Metazoa; Chordata; Actinopteri; Pleuronectiformes; Soleidae
Gene: tbpl2
Product: TATA box binding protein like 2
Exons: 6
Coding region: 55-762 (235 amino acids)
Biological process (GO): DNA-templated transcription initiation
Molecular function (GO): DNA binding; RNA polymerase II general transcription initiation factor activity
Source: RefSeq, a predicted model, not a curated record
CUGUCACUCACAUGUUUGAUUUCAGCAGUAGAGAAUCAGACCUCAGCUCUGGACAUGUCUCAGGACAGUGGCAUCUGUGUGGACUUCAUUUCCCAGAGUACCACAGCAGCUGACGUCCAGCAGGGGACGUCCACAUCAGGGAUGGAGACCAUUACCUCCCCCUUCUGUCCUAUGACUCCUAUGACGCCCAUGACCCCAAUGACCCCUGUGACAGAGAGGUCAGGGAUCAUCCCCCAGUUACAGAACAUCGUGUCCACUGUGAACCUCGGUUGUCCUCUGGACCUGAAGUUCAUCGCUCUACAGGCCAGAAACGCUGAGUACAACCCAAAGCGUUUUGCAGCUGUCAUCAUGAGAAUCCGCGAGCCUCGAACAACGGCGCUGAUCUUCAGCUCAGGGAAGAUGGUUUGCACCGGAGCCAAGAGUGAGGAACAGUCUCGUCUCGCUGCCAGGAAAUACGCUCGUGUGGUACAGAAACUGGGUUUUCCCGCUCGAUUCCUGGACUUUAAAAUCCAGAACAUGGUGGCCAGCUGUGACGUGUUCUUCCCCAUCAGACUGGAGGGACUGGUUCUGACCCACCAACAGUUCAGCAGUUAUGAACCAGAGUUGUUUCCAGGUCUCAUUUAUCGGAUGGUGAAACCUCGUAUCGUUCUGCUCAUCUUCGUGUCGGGGAAAGUUGUUCUGACCGGAGCUAAAGAACGUGCUGAGAUCUACGAAGCCUUUGAGAACAUUUAUCCAAUCCUGAGAGGCUUCAGGAAGCAGUGAGGACAGCACUUCCUGUUUCCUGUUUGAGUGUACCAGUGUAAUAUAUAUACUGUUUAUAUGUAUGUAUGUAUGUAUUAUUUUAUGUUGUGUGAUACAGCAAAGUUAAGUUAGUUGAAUGUUUCUGAACAGAUGUAUAAACUAUGACCAGUUAGAAAAACACGGACUGGAUCUUUAACUGUGUGAACAUGGAUCCAUCACAUUGAUCAAUCUGAUCAAAUUAAUCAGAUUUUCAGUGAUCACUGAGCUUCAUUUCACUUAGUAAUUAAUCUGCUG